Messenger RNA from Oppiella nova, 1602 nucleotides. The record is from the annotation of a GenBank genome assembly. Lineage: Eukaryota; Metazoa; Arthropoda; Arachnida; Sarcoptiformes; Oppiidae.
AUGCCCAGUUAUUUGGAUGUCACCAUGGAUGUGAUAUCCACGUGCGCUUUUGCUGCCAAAUGUCACUCACAGACCCGAUCCGAUCACCCAUUGAUCCGGAAUGUCAAUAAGGUUUUGGCCACAAAGUUGUCCCUUGUUUUGGCCACAAUGGCUAUACUAUUAGUCCCAAAGUUUGUCUUAAACCUAUUAGGUAUAACUCAUAACACCGACAACUCUGCAUUGGAGUCUCUCUUUGAACUGAUCCGACAGAUUAUUGCCGACCGGAAGGGAAGUCCCGAUUACAAGUACAAUGAUUUUAUUGGUUUAUUACUGAAUGCGGAAAGGGAUGCAAAUUUGGAUCAAGUGAGAGACGCAUUGGACGGACAUGAAUCUCAUUACGCCAAUCAAGGCGCCGAAGUGUCGUUCCCUCAUAAGCCGUUGUCCAACCGAUACAUAACCGAAGAGGAGAUUGUGGCCAACGCUUUGGUUUUCUUUUUGGCCGGUUAUGACACUACGACCACAACCCUAUCAUUCAUAGCACACGAGUUGGCCGUAAAUCCUGUAAUCCAAGAGCACCUAUACUCUGAAAUAUCGGAUGCCGUCGACACUAACGGUGAGAUAGCGUACGACGUGUUGACACGACUACCCUUUUUGGACGCAGUGGUCACCGAAACACUUAGAUUUAACGGACACACUAUACGGAUCUCCAGAUACGCGGCCAGGGAUUACACGUUAACCGACACCGGGAUUACCAUCCCAAAGGGCCAGAGAAUAGAGUUCCCUAUCUAUGCUAUCCACCACUCUAAUGAGUACUAUACAAAUGCUAAUAUAUUCAACCCUGAUAGGUUUAUGCCUGAUAAUAAAACUAGUAUUAACCCGUACGCAUACCUGCCCUUUGGUGCCGGCCCCCGAUUUUGUGUGGGCACACGGUUUACAUUAUUGGUGAUAAAGCUCGCGGUGGCGCACGUGGUCCGGGAGUACCGGUUAAUUCGCACCCCUAAUACAGACGUACCGGUGCUUAGAGUUAAGAGUAUAUGUUUGGGUCUAAGUGCCGGUGCCACUGUCGAUGUAAAGACCACAUCGGGUACAAUGAGGGGGCAGACCCUCGACGUGUUGGGCAAAAAGGUCGACACAUUUAUCGGCAUUCCGUACGCCGAGCCACCAGUCGGUGCGCUCCGGUUCGCCCGGACUAAGCCGUUAGCCAAACCGCUUCCGGAUGUAUUUGACGCCACCCAUAGACAUGGCCAGCUAUCGUGUUUUGGUGGGGACGGGCCCGCUGGUGAGGACUGUCUCAAUCUAAACAUAUGGGCGCCCCAUAACUCCACUGGUCUAGUGCCGGUUAUGUUUUGGAUAUACGGUGGGGGUCUAAGAGGGGGCUCCAUAUACAAUGGUUUGUACGACGGAAAGGCCUUUCCCACCGAUGGGGUAGUGUUUGUUGCUGUAAACUACCGGUUGGGACCGUUAGGCUUUCUGUAUGGCGGGCCCGGUAGUGAUGCACCCGGCAAUAUGGGCUUUUAUGAUCAGGUGCAAGGUCUUAAAUGGGUGCGGGAAAACAUCCAUUUGUUUGGCGGAGAUAAGGAUCAGAUCACCAUAUUUGGUGAGAGCGCCGGCAGUUGGUCCGUA